GCGCACGUGGUCUGCAAUUUGCAUGCGUGAGCUCAAAUUGAUUUGAAACAAUUCAAAUUGUCUUCCAGCAUUUUUUUUUUCUUCUUUUGGGAUGCUCUGGUUCACCAAUGCGCUGCCGAUCAGCUCCGCCACCGUUGUCUUAACGAGGUGCGUUUCCUCAUCCACCAUUCCCCGGCGAGCGAUCGAGAAAUGGUUGAGCUUACCGAGACAUACCCUCUUGGAACCCUGACGUGGGUGCCGGUAUAAAAGCAAACUGUUCCGGGGAUUUCUUCUCAUUACGCCAGCAGUGGUGUAACGUCCCGAAUCGUGUUGUGUAGCGAGAGAGAGAGAGAGAGAGAGAGUAGAGUGCGCAGCCCGACAGGAUUAUCUCAACUUCUUCUAUCAACCAACCCACCCACAAUCGCGCCACAUCUCCACAAGGAUCCGAAGAAUUCUAUCGCGCCAGGCCGCCGUGAAGUCGCUCUAGCAGUGCGCUUAGUGUUUCGUGUGUGCAAAGAUUCAUCCUACCGGCCGAUAGGCAGAACCGGUCACGAUGUCAUACAUUGGCAACACGUCGGAUGUGGAGCAGGAGAAAACCCUGUCCGAGUAUCGGCGGCAGCGCAGCUCGAGCAAUCUGAUGCCGACCGGCCAAACCAAGCCGUCGGUCGGCAGUCCGAAAAUGUCCGACGUGCUGUGGAACGAUAAGCGGUCGGCGGGCCGGACGGUCAAUGCGAGCGACGACGACGAUUCGGAGGUGUCGGAUAGCGAGAACUUUCUCGCCAAGGGUGCGUUCCUGCUGACGCCCUCGCACGAGCUGUCCAUGGACCGGGCGGCACUGAUAUGCGAAAAGAUGAACUUCAAGGGUUGCUUCAGCCUGACGAAGACGGCCACCGGCAUACUGUUCAAGUUUUCCAACCCGGAAGACUAUCAGGCGGUGUUCAAGAAGGGCUUCCACAAGGUGACCGGCGCACGGUUCUACAAAAAGAUCGCGAUCCCGUGCCGGCCGCAGAAGACAUUCAUGCUGUACGUAUUCGACGUGCCGGAGGACCUGCCGGAGGAAGACAUCCGGCACUCGCUGUACCGCUUCAACUCGGUGGUCGAGGUCGUCCGGCUGGUCGUGCAGUAUCAGAAGCCCGCGAUCCAGCCGGAUCCUGGCCAGAUGCACGCGACCGCAGCAGCCGCCGGUGCGCCCCAAACGAAACCCCAGGUCCCAAAGCUGCCGACCAGCAAACCCAUCGACGAGCAGGACGUGGCGCUGCAGAAAGAAUCGCCACCGCCCCCGAUACGCAUCACGCUCGCCUCGCUCGAUGAGUACAAUCACCUACUGCAGAACGGGUUGGACUUCUACGGGGCUACGUUUUUCCCCACCGAGGCCCAGCUACCACCACACGCGGCCAAGAUUGCCACCAAACGGGGAACACGCAUGAUUGACGGUAGUAUUCCUGGGCGUGUGCGAGAGCUGCUGCCAGUGUUUGAUGCAGCGGGAUUUAGCAAAAUUCCGCCGCCGGCAUCGAAAACCAUUAAACCGCGCCCAUAAACCGCACCAAGGGAAACCCCCAAAUUUUGCCAACGGCAGCCAACUGCUGGGGUCGCGCAUCUUCUCAACAUCGUCGUACAGCACGCACCCUCUAAUAGCCCCCAGCCACCAGCGCAGUGCACUUCCGACCAGCUCGCCUCCCCGAUCUGUGGCCCGCAUACGGCUCCAGCCGGUACCGAUGGAACCCGAUCAAUCCGAUGACAUCCAACCCAUGCGUGACGCAUACGUUACGCGCGAUUCGUUCCUGCACUAUCCGCAUAAAGAAUCUCUGCCGAUGGGAACGAGCAUGCCAAAAACCCGUCCACUGAAGCGUAAAACCGACCAUUAGCUGUGUUACAUGCUCCCAUCGCCAUCCUAACCAAACCAAGACGCGCCAAUUUGCCAUCCAUAAUGAUGCUACUUUAUAGCCUCCCGUCUGCGGCACUCCUUCGAAACCAGUCCAGCGAAACACGCCACCUUCCUGCUUGUUUAACGGUUUGACUGAAGCGCAUAUCUACGAUGCUUGUUCCUAUAUGAAUCGCACCGGGGUGAUGAUCCACAAUGUGCAUCCAGGUCGAUGUCAAAUCCUGUUCGAGUAGUGGCGUUAAAGCAAACUCCCGACCAUCCUCCAUAGGCUCCCAUAGUUUAGCAGUUUUUGUUGGAUAAACAAUAAAGUGUUCUCCCGUUUUUUUCUUUCCAUCACA
Messenger RNA from Anopheles stephensi (Asian malaria mosquito), 2199 nucleotides. RefSeq lists its product as uncharacterized. Lineage: Eukaryota; Metazoa; Arthropoda; Insecta; Diptera; Culicidae. Bases 533 to 1516 code for a protein of 327 amino acids. The transcript has 3 exons. The record is from RefSeq and is a predicted model, not a curated record.